GUGAUAUGUAACCAUGCUGGGGCGCACCGAAUGCAACAGGAACUUGCACUGCUCAGCCUCAGGAUAUCUGUUCACUUGUCGUAAUCUUAUUAAUCAACCAGGACGCGGCUACACUGGUAACCCGAAUUGAAGCACACAUGGCUUGAUGACAUCAUGUCCAGAUAUCACUCCCCUCCUUUCCAGAUACUCUUCUACCUCCUCUUCACCCUCUUCCCUCUCUCCCUUCUUUCUCCUCUUCUUUCUCAGUCUCCUCUCAGCUGGACCUCUCCUCAUGACCCCUGCUAUCACCUGGAUGGGCGUCCACGCCACUGCCUAUCUGAGUUCAUCAAUAUGGCCUAUGGGGUACCUGUGACGGUGGAACCCCUCCAGCAAGGACCCAAGACGAACAUCAGCACUUUAACAGAUCUUCAUAACCCUCACAAUCUCACGUGCUGGACGGCUGCCGAAGGCAUGGGGGGUGGGGACUUGACUUUAACAGUUCCCCUUGGCAGACGCUUUGAAAUCACUUACAUUAGUCUUCAGUUUUGUCAACAGGUGGAGUCGGUGGAAUCCUACUCCAUAUCCAUCUUGAAGUCAAUGGACUUUGGCAGGAGCUGGCGCCCCCUACAGUUUUAUUCAAGCGACUGCAUGGGCACAUUCGGCCGUCCUGUGCAGUCCAUCGCUCAGACAAAGCACCAGGAGACGGAGCCGCUAUGUUCAGAUCCCAGACCAUUGCAGAAGCAUCGUGGAAAUGUCGUGCUGGCCUUCUCAACUUUGGAUGGACGUCCUUCCUCGCCAGAUUUCGACUACAGUCCGGGGCUCCAAGAUUGGGUGACUGCAACAGACAUAAGGAUAGUAUUUCAUCAGUCAUUGGAUAAAAUUGAAAAGCAAGAAGAGAAACUCAACAAAGUGAGAGGCACAUUUGGAUGGAGGGAAAGAGGAGACAAAGCUCUGAGGGUUGGUGAGAAAAGCACUGGAGUUAAGACCUCUGAAAUUUGGAAAAACAGGCAAGAAAUACAGACUCCUACACAGAGAAUUAGAAACAAAAGCACUGUGCACCAAAGUGGCCACAACGUUACUCGAAAGGAGGUGGGACCUCAAGGUAGAGUGGGAAGGGGACGUAAGAAGGACAGUAACAAGCCAUGCCAGGACGGCACAUGUGAUUGGUCCCUAAAUAUUCCUCAGCAGGGCUCCAAAGGGCGAGAGUUGAGGAGAAGAAGAAACAACGCAGGGAGGGGAAAGUCCCAUUCUAAAUCGAGAAAAAAAAAUGCCCCACGCAACCUCGUUUCAUCAUCACGUUAUGCCCCAUUGAAACCCUCUCUCGCGCUUUCCGACCUGCAGGUCGGGGGAAGAUGCAAGUGCAAUGGCCACGCCUCUCGCUGUCGACGAGACAACCAGGGGCGUGCCGUGUGUCAGUGUGAGCAUCACACAUCUGGGCCGGACUGUGAUGUGUGUGAGCAGUUUUUUUACGACCGCCCGUGGCAACGGGCCACGCCCAGCCAGCCACACCCGUGCGUCCCAUGUGAAUGUAACGGUCACUCAACUAAGUGUAGGUUCAGUAUGGCCGUGUAUCAGCAGUCUGGUCGAGUCAGUGGAGGCAUUUGUUUGAAGUGUCGGCAUCACACAAUGGGACGCCACUGUCAGUUCUGCCAGAACGGAUAUACCCGAGACCACAGCAAACCGCUCAGCCACCGCAAGGCCUGCCAACCAUGCAAGUGCCACCCCGUGGGUGCAGUGGGCCGUUGGUGUAACCAGUCCACAGGACAGUGUUUGUGUAGAGAAGGAGUCACAGGACAGAGGUGUAACCGCUGUGCCCCGGGAUACAAGCAAGGUCAUUCCCCUCUCCAGCCAUGUAUUCGUAUUCAGGAGUUUGCACCACCCACCCCAGUUUACCAGCCUCAGUACAGCAUUGGUGAGAAAUGUCUUUCUUACUGUCCACCUUCCCAAGCAAGAGUCAAAAUGAAUUUAGAGAUGUACUGUCUCAAGGACUACGUGCUGAAGGUGCAGGUCAAAAGUAAGGAACGUUCUGGUCCCUGGUGGCAGUUUUCCAUAUUGGUGCAGUCAGUUUUUCGCAUGGGCUCUACACAUGUAAAGCGAGGCAUUCAGGCCCUCUGGAUUCCAGAUCGGGACCUGAGCUGCGGUUGUCCUGCGCUUCAGAUAGGCCGCACCUUCCUCCUGAUUGGAGGAGAGGAAAGCAGCCAGAGUUGGGUCCCCGAGGAGAGACGGUUAGUUGCCGACCGCACCACAAUGGCUUUGCAGUGGAGGGAACACUGGAGUCCCAAAUUAAGAGGCUUCCGUGGGCAAGACACUCGGGGAAAGUGCCCACAGGGAAACACCACUGCACAGAAGCACUCUCACCCAAACUCAUACGAAGAAUACAUACCCCCACAUCUUAACAAACUGCAGUCUGAGCCACACAGACCAAACAAACGUACACAUACGGUGCAUAAACAGCAUCAUUUAACCACACAAUCUGGAGGAUCAGACUUCACACACACACACAAAAGAGGAGGAACUCAGGGCACACAAAGAAAAGACACUCACCUUGAGGAGGACAGCGAGGAUGAAAACGUCACUCAGGAACCACAACAUGUGUUGCAGAACACUCAGGAUCCUUUCUCAGGUACUUCAAAGACGAGUCAGGCCAAUAAGCAUGAGCAGUACCACCCCACAGCAUGUCCAACAUGGUCACCUGGGCCAGCUGUCUAACAAAUUUAGAUAUUGUGAGCAGGAAUAGAAAAGAAAGUUAAAGGAAUUGUAAAAAAAAUAAAUAAAUAAAUGAACAAAUAUUCAUUUUUGUGAACUAUUCCUUUAAGAAAUGCCUGAGGUGGGCUUGAGCUUGACAGAGCCAAUCAUAACAACUGAAUAAUUUUGUGGGAGUAUUUUUGUAUGGUGUGCUAUAUAUAUAUAUAUUCAUCCCCAGAUUACAGAGCUAUUUGUAUUAUUAUUAUUAUAUAUAUAUAUAUAUAUAUUUGUUUUUCAGAUUAAACAUGCAGGCAUUUUUCAUGUCACAUUCUCUGAGAAAGAAAUUUUGCACUUUCCCUCUAGAAAGAGAUGAGUCUAAUCCAAACAUUAAAAGAUUUAAAAUCACCAUGUUUUCUCAAGAUAUAAUUUAAAUGUAAUCCUGCUCAGUCCGCAGUAUUUAGUCUGACAGUGAGAAAUGUGAGACUCUUAUUGCUGGAUUGUAAGAGGCACAUUGUUUUCAGAUCAGCAGCUGACAAUUUUGUCCAAUCUGGUCUCUAUCAUUGACAGACAUGUUAAGUGUGGCUAAAGAUUGUGUGCACACAGUAACUAAUUACAUUUUCUAUUGUUUUUGUACAUUUCUGUGGCUAUCACACACACACACACACACACACAUAUAUAUAAAUCACAUUGGCAGUGAAUUCAGAAUUCAGACUGUAUACAAGAUCUUUAAUAUGGUGCCUUUUUAACUCUCAUUGUGACUAUUUUAAGCUAGCUAUCAUAUAAUAUGUAAAUGUUAUCAUUAUUUGUGUAACUUUUUUUUCUGUUUAAAUGAACGCUCUACCUCAUAAUAAAUAUUGUUAA
Molecule: messenger RNA, 3525 nt
Organism: Carassius auratus (goldfish)
Lineage: Eukaryota; Metazoa; Chordata; Actinopteri; Cypriniformes; Cyprinidae
Product: netrin-1-like
Exons: 7
Coding region: 154-2688 (844 amino acids)
Biological process (GO): dendrite development; animal organ morphogenesis; tissue development
Cellular component (GO): basement membrane
Molecular function (GO): protein binding
Source: RefSeq, a predicted model, not a curated record